Molecule: messenger RNA, 432 nt
Organism: Saccharomyces eubayanus
Lineage: Eukaryota; Fungi; Ascomycota; Saccharomycetes; Saccharomycetales; Saccharomycetaceae
Gene: RPS12
Product: 40S ribosomal protein eS12
Exons: 1
Coding region: 1-432 (143 amino acids)
Biological process (GO): translation
Cellular component (GO): cytosolic small ribosomal subunit; ribosome
Molecular function (GO): structural constituent of ribosome
Source: RefSeq, a predicted model, not a curated record
AUGUCUGACGUUGAAGAAGUCGUUGAAAUUCAAGAAGAAACCGUUGUUGAACAAACCGCUGAAGUUACCAUUGAAGAUGCUUUGAAGGUUGUUUUGAGAACCGCCUUGGUUCACGAUGGUUUGGCCAGAGGUUUGAGAGAAUCUACCAAGGCUUUGACCAGAGGUGAAGCUUUAUUGGUUGUUUUGGUCAGCUCUGUUACCGAAGCUAACAUCAUCAAGUUGGUUGAAGGUUUGGCCAACGACCCAGAAAACAAGGUUCCAUUGAUCAAGGUUGCUGACGCCAAGCAAUUAGGUGAAUGGGCCGGUUUAGGUAAGAUUGACCGUGAAGGUAAUGCUAGAAAGGUUGUCGGUGCUUCCGUUGUUGUCGUCAAGAACUGGGGUGCUGAAACUGAUGAAUUAUCCAUGAUCAUGGAACACUUCUCCCAACAAUAA